AUGGCUUCCUCGAUCUCAAUUUCCAACACCGGCGGUAGCCCUCCACAGAGUGUGGAGAAGAUCACUCGAAUUGCCCAAGAUUACGAUUACAACGCGGGCGUCCCGCUGCGGUACUGGCUACGGACCGCUGCCACGCUAAUCCGAGAGGCUCAAAUCUAUGAAAAUGAAGGGCAUGAUGAGCAAGCCUACCUGCUCCUCUUCCGCCAUGCCCAGCUGGUGCUGGUGCACUUGUCGACACACCCAGACGCGAAAAAGGACGAGAAGGACCGCAAGGCACUAGUCAGCGCUGAGAAGGAAGUGGAGAAGAAUCUUGCCAAGCUGGAAGUGCUCAAGCCGCGAAUAAACAAACGAUAUGAACGAUAUACCCAGCUCAUGCGCGAGCGACAAUCACGGAAGCUGUCCUCUGAAACCAAUCUCUAUCCCGAGUCACGACCACGUGUCAUCGAUCCCGCACUGGCCGGUGUUGCAGAGCCCUUAGAAGCGGGGGAAAAUCGAGACCUAGCCGUCCGACUAGCACAAUCAGAGCUCAGUCGCCGUGCUACCGUUCGCAGAUCCAAGGGCCAAGAUGGCGACGGUCGCCGUGCUGGCGGUGUCUGGGGGGAUUGGGAAACGGCGUACAAUACGGACCACCAGCCGGCCGAGCAAGAUUUGAGCCAGAGAAUGCGGAAUAUUAGGGCUAACAUCGAUCACACUCAAUCUGAUACCCCGGUCCGACGUUUCCAAGAUCCUCGACAGGGUACACAGUCAACGACAACUUCUGCAUACAAGUAUCCAAGUGUACCACGCCAGAAACCUUUGGAAUCCGUGAUCGCACCUUCCCAGAUCAUCGUUCGUGACAGUCGGACCGAAAAGCAUCAGCCUCCCGUUUUGCCCCCGAAAGAGCGCGUCGGACCGGGUGGGGCACCGUUUGUUGAUGGGGCUGUCACACUAGAGCCGCCUCCCCGUCCUUCAAAAGUGUCGCCUGUUCCUCAAAUUCCAGAGAAAGUUCGGCCUGAGGAAUCAGUCUCUGCGCAAUCAGAUCUGGAUCCAUCUAGUUACACCUUCAAACCUUCUGCAUACCUUGAGAAUGGAACCCCUCUGCGCUCUGUCUUUCUUCCUGCCAGCUUGCGAUCUCGUUUUCUAGCGUUGGCUGCUUCCAACACUACAAGGAAUUUGGAAACUUGUGGCAUUCUCUGCGGCACACUUGUCUCAAAUGCCCUUUUCAUCUCUAGACUGAUCAUUCCCGAACAAGUCUCCACGUCCGAUACAUGUGAAACGACUAAUGAAUCCGCCAUCUUCGAAUACUGCGACUCUGAGGACCUGAUUAUGCUUGGCUGGAUCCAUACCCACCCGUCUCAGACGUGUUUUAUGAGCUCUCGUGACCUGCAUACCCACUCUGGCUACCAAGUGAUGCUCCCAGAAAGUAUCGCCAUAGUUUGCGCUCCGAGCAAAAACCCUGACUGGGGGGUCUUUCGCCUUACCGAUCCACCAGGGUUGAAAACGGUACUUAAUUGUACCCAAACAGGCCUGUUCCAUCCCCAUGCAGAGGAGAAUAUAUACACCGGUGCACUGAGGCCAGGCCAUGUGUUCGAAGUCAACGGGUUGGAGUACGAGACUGUAGACUUGCGUCCGAAGGGAUCGUAG
Penicillium macrosclerotiorum is the source of this 1623-nucleotide messenger RNA. RefSeq names its product putative endosome-associated ubiquitin isopeptidase (AmsH). Gene Ontology annotation, biological process: protein K63-linked deubiquitination. Bases 1 to 1623 code for a protein of 540 amino acids. Gene Ontology annotation, molecular function: protein binding; K63-linked deubiquitinase activity; metal-dependent deubiquitinase activity. Gene Ontology annotation, cellular component: endosome; membrane. NCBI's taxonomy places the organism in Eukaryota, Fungi, Ascomycota, Eurotiomycetes, Eurotiales, Aspergillaceae. The record is from RefSeq and is a predicted model, not a curated record. The transcript is spliced from 2 exons.